Messenger RNA from Sporisorium graminicola, 1044 nucleotides. RefSeq lists its product as uncharacterized. The record is from RefSeq and is a predicted model, not a curated record. The coding region runs from base 1 to 1044 and encodes 347 amino acids. The transcript has a single exon. Lineage: Eukaryota; Fungi; Basidiomycota; Ustilaginomycetes; Ustilaginales; Ustilaginaceae.
AUGCCGAGUUUCACCUUUUCCCCCUCCAAAGCCCCGGCAAAGUUCGGCGACAACAAUGGCAGAUACACGCGCAUUGAGAGCGGUAAGAUCCCCUCGCGCGGUCGCUCCCUUGGUGCCUCGCGGAAAGGCAAAUACUGCCUGGCCGUCGCCGCCGCCGCCGCAUCGCAAGCGUCCUACGCCUCUGCCGCACUGUCCAGCACCGACGACGACGAGAUGGAUCUGCGCGCAGCCAGUGUUGUCGAGCCUUCCGCACGCAGACGCAGGGGGAAAGCAAAGAAGGCAUUGACGCUGGGCGAGGUGGCUGCUACCGCUGGACGGAGAAGCGUGGCGAUGAUCAUGGACGACACUGCCUCGUCGCUGCCUAGUGCGAUACCGAGUGUCAAGGAUGAUGGCAGUGAUGGGACGACGGGGACGCAAACGAGCGCGGCGCUGUUCACUUCUCACGUGCAGGGUAUUAUUGCGCUGAUCGGCGUCAUUGUGUUGCUCAUCAUUGUUCGCUUCGCCAAGAUUUCGAUGGACAACGCAACCUACGUGCGUGGCGUGCUCAACAUGCUCACCGGCCUUGCCGCUGCCGCAUCCGCCCACAAGCUCUCGAUGACCGUCGCCGUCUCGUCUCUCGCCUCGGCCCGCUCCGUCUCGUCCGGCUCCUCGAAGCCCCCGUCCACUGCCGUCACCGUCGCAGCAAUGAGCCUUACCGGUGGGCAAGCGUUCAACCUGAUCUUUGGCAGCGAUCAGUUCUUCCAGAUCGUCGCGUUUAUCGAAGCCAUCUGUUCCGCCGUCGCAUCCUACAUGGCCGGGUCGUCGAUCGUGGCAAGCACCACCAACUUCGACAAGCACGGUACGGCACUGCUCGAACUCGACAUUAGCCAGGCUGCCACGCUGUGGGGCAUCUGUGGUCUGUGGAUUAUCGGGCUCGGCCUGCAUGCGGCGACGGCGUUCGCGCACAAGAGCACCAUCCAAACCGUGCAGAUGGCGAGCAACGAAAGCAUGCGCGAGAUCGUCGCCGUCAUGCACACCGAGAGCGUCUACUCUGGCAAACACUGA